Molecule: messenger RNA, 1462 nt
Organism: Xyrauchen texanus (razorback sucker)
Lineage: Eukaryota; Metazoa; Chordata; Actinopteri; Cypriniformes; Catostomidae
Gene: foxh1
Product: forkhead box H1
Exons: 3
Coding region: 26-1462 (478 amino acids)
Biological process (GO): regulation of DNA-templated transcription
Molecular function (GO): DNA-binding transcription factor activity; sequence-specific DNA binding
Source: RefSeq, a predicted model, not a curated record
CCCCUUUACACCCACCGACAUCAACAUGACAAAGCACUGGGGGGGUCCUGCCUUGUUGGUACCACCCGUGAUCACUACAGGCGCAAGAUCGCAACGCGACCAUCUCAUCGAAUUCAGAUCCGGUCAUGCACAUCUGAACACAAGCAGAGAUUUAGCAUUUACCCCCGGCUGGCAUUGCUCCACCAACCCACCGUUGGAGGAGUUCACCGUCAGGCGCUCCGUGGGAAAAGUGAUGGCACAGGACUCGUGUUAUGCGUCUACGGUAUUGGAACAGAGCUCAUGGCAACUCCAGGAUGGAAAAUCCAGCGGAGGAAAAAAGAAGAACUAUCAGCGUUAUCCCAAACCACCCUAUUCCUACCUAGCCAUGAUCGCAAUGGUCAUCCAAAACUCUCCAGAGAAGAAGCUCACGUUAUCAGAGAUACUGAAGGAGAUCAGCGCUCUGUUUCCGUUCUUCAAAGGGAAUUAUAGAGGCUGGAGGGACUCCGUCCGACACAAUCUGUCCUCAUACGACUGCUUCAUCAAGGUGCUGAAGGAUCCUGGUAAACCUCAGGGUAAAGGAAACUUCUGGACCGUAGAAGUGAGCAGAAUUCCACUGGAGCUGCUGAAAAGACAAAAUACAGCAGUGUCCCGUCAGGAUGAAACCAUCUUCGCUCAGGAUCUUUCGCCAUACAUCUUUCAAGGUUGUGUUCAGUCCAACAAGUCUACAGUGUCCGCUGACCCCUCUUUACCCCUUGUCUCCACCCAUCAGAGUUCGCCCCCAUCAGAGGACCCCUACCGGCCCAAACUCGACUCCACAUUUGCAAUUGACACUCUCCUGCACAGCCUCAGACCGGCAAGUUCUGCAGGGGAAGGUCUUCGAGAGAGGGACAGCUGGCCAAUAGAGCCUUGCACUGCCUCUCCACCACAACCAUGUAACAUCUCUUACAACAGCAGUUCGUCAGCAAGCUCUGCCAGUCCUGCAUCUGAUCUGUCAGAUGAGGACUGGAGAGGUCUGACGCGUGUUGGGAAACGGUCGAGCAACCAAAAAUCGUCUUCAGAUGGAUUCGACUCCUGCCUGCCACCAAACAAAAACACCAAACGUGGCUCCACCCCUCCAUGGGAGCUCCCGACCUCUUAUGCCAAGUAUACACCCCCCAAUGCAGUGGCCCCUCCUAGCAUGCGCUUUAAUGGAAACCCAUUCAUGCCGCUGGGCAGUCUUCCGUUCUAUGGUUACAGCGGUGCACACAUCAGCGGCAAUCACCUGAUCACGACUGUUGGUCACACGUACUGGCCCAUCCUCCCAAGCGGAUCAGUGUCCCUACAACCUCCGUCCCUCCUCGUCGACUUGGACAGCAUGCUGCAAUCUGUUCCGCCCAAUAAGAGCGUGUUCGAUGCGCUCUGUCCUACCAGUCAGACUUCUCACCCACCUCCAAACCAGUACACCCUUCAGAAUGGACCUUCCCUGUGCAAAUAUUCUCUUUAA